Monopterus albus (swamp eel) is the source of this 2616-nucleotide messenger RNA. RefSeq names its product G1 to S phase transition 1 (gene gspt1). The transcript has 14 exons. The coding region runs from base 219 to 1976 and encodes 585 amino acids. Gene Ontology annotation, molecular function: GTP binding; GTPase activity. NCBI's taxonomy places the organism in Eukaryota, Metazoa, Chordata, Actinopteri, Synbranchiformes, Synbranchidae. The record is from RefSeq and is a predicted model, not a curated record.
CGGGGUUUGCAAGACGUGCAGCAGCUGUAGACUCCUUCUCGUCGGCUACAGGAUCCAUAUGCUUGCCAAAGCGAGGCUUAACAAAGCGAUGGGAACUUCACCAAACGUGCUGCUAAGAGUCUAAAACACACAAGCUACUAAACGCGUUUUAACGGAACCGUAUAAAGCGUCCACAUUUGUCGGCUGUGUAAAGACUGUCAACUCAGGAGAAAGCAGCGAUGGACCCGAGUGACACAGCCCCGGAUUCGUGGGAGCUGGAGGAGGAUGCCGAGGCCCCAGCUGCCGCGGCCGGGCUCCAGACCGCCUUCGCCGCCCUUAACGUCAACGCCAAACCAUUUGUUCCCAACGUUAACGCCCCGGUGUUUGUACCGAGUUUUCUUCAAACCAGCGCCGUGGAAAUGCCGGCUUCGGACGGUACCUCCGAUCCAGUUGCCAGCAUGGAGGUGGCAGAAACAGCCGCCCCAGUCGAGAACGGAGGCACUGAGGCAGACAUGACCACAGAGGAAGAGACAUGGGAGCAGAAGGAGGAGCCGGGAGGAGAUGGAGGAGGCGGAGGAGAGGAGGACCUGGGGGCCGGAGGAAGAUGCGAGGAGGGUGCCACAAGGAAGGAGGAUGAGGAGAUGAUGGAGGAAGAAGAGGAAGAGAUGCCCAUACCCAAAGUGACUCCGGUACCACCGGACGCCCCCAAGAAAGAACAUGUGAAUGUGGUCUUCAUCGGCCACGUGGAUGCUGGCAAAUCAACUAUUGGAGGACAGAUCAUGUACUUGACUGGAAUGGUGGACAAGCGAACCCUGGAAAAAUAUGAAAGAGAAGCGAAAGAAAAGAACAGGGAGACAUGGUAUCUGUCGUGGGCUCUGGACACAAAUCAGGAAGAGAGAGACAAAGGGAAGACGGUGGAGGUCGGGAGAGCUUACUUCGAGACUGAAAAGAAACACUUUACCAUCCUCGACGCCCCCGGACACAAGAGUUUUGUACCCAACAUGAUUGGUGGAGCAUCACAAGCUGACCUGGCGGUCCUGGUGAUUUCUGCAAGAAAGGGAGAGUUUGAGACUGGCUUUGAGAAGGGGGGACAGACCAGGGAACACGCCAUGUUGGCUAAAACGGCAGGAGUCAAGCAUCUCAUUGUCCUGAUCAACAAGAUGGAUGACCCCACUGUCAACUGGAGCCUAGAAAGGUAUGAGGAGUGUAAGGAGAAGCUUUUGCCGUUUCUGAAGAAGGUGGGCUUCAACCCCAAGAAGGACAUCCACUUCAUGCCUUGCUCCGGACUCACAGGUGCCAACCUCAAGGACCCUGUAUCUGAAUGCCCCUGGUACACGGGUUUGCCAUUUAUUUCCCACCUGGACAGUUUGCCAAUUUUCACCAGAUCCAGUGAUGGACCAGUCAGACUACCUAUCGUAGACAAGUACAAGGAUAUGGGCACAGUUAUCCUUGGGAAGCUGGAGUCUGGAUCCAUCAGUAAAGCCCAGCAGCUGGUCAUGAUGCCGAACAGGCACACAGUGGAGGUGCUGAGUCUGCUGAGCGACGACGUGGAGACAGAUGAUGCAAGUCCUGGGGAGAAUCUGAAGUUGAGGCUGAAAGGCAUUGAGGAGGAAGAAAUCCUGCCUGGUUUCAUCCUCUGUAGCCCUGACAACCUCUGCCACUCUGGUCGCACCUUUGAUGCACAGAUCGUGAUCAUUGAGCACAAAUCAAUCAUUUGCCCUGGUUACAACGCAGUUCUCCACAUCCACACCUGCAUUGAAGAAGUGCAAAUCACAGCCUUAAUCUGUCUGGUUGACAAGAAGACGGGGGAGAAAAGCAAAACACGACCACGUUUUGUUAAGCAGGACCAGGUGUGUAUUGCCAGGCUCCGAGCUGCAGGAGUCAUCUGCUUAGAGACCUUUAAAGACUUCCCUCAGAUGGGGCGAUUCACACUGAGAGACGAAGGUAAAACUAUUGCCAUUGGCAAAGUGCUGAAGCUGGUGCCAGAAAAGGACUAAAUGCAUCAGUGGCAGCAUUGCAUGGAGUUGAUGACCAGAGGAGAAAUGCUGCUAAAGCCGACCCAAACAGCUACUCUCUCUACACACAACUAUGCUGAAGAGAAGAAUGACAACAUCACCGAGCGAAGAAGGACAAAGUUGCAUCAAACGAAGAAAAUGAGACUGAAUUAGUUUUUAUGACGAACAGUAUCAACCGAGAGAUCAAGUCCAGUGUGUCAGCUUUCUCAUAUUGAGAGCUCCGCUAUGCCACUAAUGUAGCUAUAUAUCCCCCUUCUGUUCUCCCAUGGCUAACUGUUCUGUUGGCUGACCACAACUCUUUGUUUUUGUUUUUUUGAAUGGAGAUGGAGGCUGUGUUAAUUGAGUCUGGGGAAGAAACACACAACUAGAGAAUGAUUUCAUACCCUGCAAACGAGCAGAGUUGGCCUGUAAUUCUGAUUUGCAAAGCACAUCUCCCUUUUCAAGAGUGGGAAUAUCCAUUGGAUGUUUUAUUUGGUUUUAAGGAUUGCUGUACCAAAAUGUUUAGUGUUGUCUCUCUUCAGGAGAUGGUUUAAUUGGACUGAGCUUGCAUACUAUGAACCAAGAAUACACACAGCUGUUAAAUAAUCUGUGCUGAAAAUAAACGAUCAAGCUUCAACUGAAA